Ochlerotatus camptorhynchus is the source of this 5346-nucleotide messenger RNA. RefSeq lists its product as uncharacterized. Gene Ontology annotation, molecular function: zinc ion binding; nucleic acid binding. Bases 1 to 5346 code for a protein of 1781 amino acids. The transcript has a single exon. The record is from RefSeq and is a predicted model, not a curated record. Gene Ontology annotation, biological process: DNA integration. NCBI's taxonomy places the organism in Eukaryota, Metazoa, Arthropoda, Insecta, Diptera, Culicidae.
AUGGCGCUGCAGCUGGAUAAGGCGACUCUGCUAUCCCGGAGGGCAACGAUGAUCACCGCGCUGGGUCGGGCAGAGGCGUUCGUGAACUCCUUCGACGAGCAACGCGAUCGGAUGCAGGUGCCCAUUCGCCUCGAGUACCUGAACAACAUGUGGGCCACAUUGGAGGAGGUGCAGGGGCAGCUAGAGGACAUCGAAGACGGCGAUGAAGGUAGGCAAGAGAAUGCUAAUGUCCGUGCCGAGUUUGAGCCUCGGCUCUUUAGAAUAAAAGCCGACUUGAUCUCCAAACUUCCUGUUGUCACUCAGCAAGCUCGCAUCCCUGAAUCCUCUUCGCACAAUUCCGCUCUCUCUGGGUUGAAGCUUCCUACAAUUUCGCUUCCUGAAUUCGACGGGGACUAUAUGCAGUGGCUAGGGUUCCAUGACACAUUCUUGGCUUUGAUCCACUCUAACGCCGAGGUUCCAGCGAUUCAGAAAUUCCAUUACCUGAGGGCAGCUUUGAAGGGUGAAGCGGCACAGCUGAUUGAAUCUAUCGCGAUCAGUUCUGCAAAUUACAAUCUGGCAUGGCAAACGUUGGUUGACAGGUACGCCAACGACUACCUGUUAAAAAAGCGACAUCUGCAGGCUCUUUUUGAGGUUCAAUCGGCGAAGAAGGAAACUGCUGCGUCAUUGCACACGCUGGUGGACGAAUUCCAGCGCCAUACAAAGAUUUUGUGUCAACUAGGCGAACCAACGGAUUCCUGGAGCAGCAUCCUGGAGCAUCUUCUGUGUACGAAGCUUCCCAACGAUACGCUCAAGGCUUGGGAAGAUCACGCAUCAACCACCAACGAACCAAACUACAACUGCCUGAUCGAGUUUCUUCAGCGUCGUAUGCGAGUUUUGGAAUCCAUCUUGGUGAACCAUCAUCAGCUUGCAUCCACUUCGAAUGAGUCCACUUAUGCUUCCAGGAAGCCAUCGCAUUUUCGCCUCUCAUCUUGUGCUUCCACUUCUACUUCUGGUAGCAAAUGUCCGGCUUGCAACCAGGAACAUCCGUUGAUGAAAUGUGAGAAAUUCAACCAACUUUCCCAGUCCGAACGACAGCAACUCGUUUCAAAUAAACGUUUGUGCCACAACUGCCUGAAGGGUGGCCACAUUGCUCGAAAUUGUCCUUCGAACUACAACUGCAGGCACUGCAACAAGCGUCACCACACCAUGCUGCAUUCCGGCGAGAAUUCAAGGCCAGCAAGCGAGUCAUCUUCCGUUCGUACUUCUAUGCCGACUCAAGCCAUUCAGUCUAGCGCUUCUUCUGUGCCCGAGCCAGCCUCCCAAUCCACCGUUGCAGCAGCUGAAAGUAUUUCCCGGGUCGUUGUCAGUGCUUCUGCUCCACAGCCUCGAGAAGACGUUUUCCUUUUGACGGUGUUGGUGAAGGUCGUUGAUGCGUACGGUCAAGAUCACAUUGCUCGCGCUUUGCUCGACAGCGCUUCUCAGCCGAAUUUAAUUACUGAUCGCUUGGCACGCAGGUUGCAUUUGAAGAGGAGUUCUGUGAACGUGAUCAUUCAGGGGGCUGGUAAUCUUUCGAAGAAGGUGCGAGAAUCAAUCUUCGCUCGAAUCAAGUCGAGGAACGAUGCUUUCGAAUGUGGCGUUGAGUUCCUACUAAUGGACACGGUAACAGCAGAUCUUCCCACACAGGACAUUCCCGUCAAUGACUGGCAGAUUCCUCAAAAUUUAGCGCUAGCCGAUCCCAUGUUCAACAAGAGCCAACAGAUUGACAUGGUUCUAGGCGCUAAGCAUUUUCACUCCUUCUUCCCAAGCACUUCUCGUCUUCAGUUGGCCGAAAAUCUUCCUAUGCUGGUGGACAGCGUAUUUGGUUGGGUCGUCACGGGAUCAGCAAGCAUGGUUCACCCAGCUCAACAGCAAGCUUCCAAUCCUAGCAUCGUCGCAGUUUCCAUGCUGACACUCGAAGAGAGCAUCGAAAGGUUCUGGAAGACCGAGGAACUGACCGUCAGCAAUAACUACUCAAUCGAAGAGCGCCAUUGUGAAGAUUACUAUCAGUCCACCACGUCUCGAGAUACGACAGGCCGAUACAUCGUUCGUCUGCCGCGGAAGCCCGAUUUUGAUGCCAUGCUAGGGGAAUCCAGGACCAGUGCUCUUCGACGUUUCGAACAACUUGAACGGCGUCUCGAUCGGGAUCAGAAAUUGAAGGAGGAAUACCACAACUUCAUGAAGGAGUACCUCUCCCUCGGCCACAUGCGUCUGGUCGAAACGGACGACGGAAUUCACUCCAACACUUACUAUCUACCCCACCACCCCGUGAUGAAGGAGGAAAGUACGACCACCAAAGUGAGAGUCGUAUUCGAUGGUUCGGCUCGUACUUCUACCGGCUUCUCUCUCAAUGAAGCUCUCUGUGUGGGUCCGGUGGUUCAAGAUGACCUUCUCGCUAUUAUCCUUCGGUUUUUGACGUAUCCUGUGGCUCUCGUCAGCGAUGCAGCGAAAAUGUACAGACAGGUACUGCUGCACCCAGAUGACUGUCCUCUGCAAUGCAUAUUUUUCCGGUUCUCCAAAGAUAGCCCCGUUCAAACUUACAUGCUGUUAACCGUGACCUAUGGACUAGCACCAUCCUCCUUUCUCGCGACGCGUACUCUCCAGCAGAUUGCGACGGAUGAAGGCGAUGCAUAUCCGUUAGCUGGUCCAUCAAUACGCAAGAACUUUUAUGUGGACGACUUCAUCGGAGGAGCAAAUUCUAUUGAAGAAGCUGUUCAGCUUCGGGGGGAGCUUUCGGAAUUGCUUGAAAAAGGUGGGUUCGUUUUAAGAAAGUGGACGUCGAACCGCCUAGAAGUUCUACAAGGACUCGAGAACGACCAGAUUGGGACUCAAUCGAGUUUGCAUUUCAGCCCAAACGAGUCCAUAAAGGCGCUAGGAAUUCGCUGGGAGCCAGAGUCCGAUCAACUGCGGUUUGAUUCCCAAAUACAGCAACGUGAAGAUCAACCCACGAAGCGGUCCAUCCUCUCCGACAUCGCUAGGCUAUUCGACCCGCUCGGACAAAUUGCACCUGUCGUUGUCACUGCGAAGAUUCUGAUGCAAGAAUUGUGGUCUCUCUCGUGCGGCUGGGAUGAUCCCGUACCGCAUGCCAUUCAACUGAAAUGGGACAACUUCCGGCGUGAGCUACCGAAGAUCGCAACUUACCGAAUCGACCGUUAUGCAUUCUUGCCGGAGGCUAGAGUGGAGCUACAUACCUUCGCCGAUGCUUCAACAGCUGCAUAUGGAGCAUGCACGUACGUCCGCUGUGAAAACGCCCUGGGAGUGGUGAAGAUUCGACUAUUGGCUUCGAAAAGUAAGGUGGCACCGCUAAAAAGAUUGACCAUCGCCCGACUUGAGCUAUGUGCUUGCGUCUUGGCUGCGCAUCUGUAUCAUCGCAUCAAAGAGUCCAUCAACAUCCACGUGUCAGCAUCGUAUUUCUGGUCAGAUUCUUCAGUCUGCAUAUACUGGCUUCGCGCACCUCCUAGUUCGUGGAAGACAUUCGUGGCGAACAGGGUAUCGGAGAUACAACACUACACUCAUGGUGGCAGGUGGAACCACAUAUCUGGCUCAGAGAACCCUGCCGAUCUCGUCUCACGUGGGAUGUCAGUUGAGGAAUUUGUGAAGAAUGAGGCGUGGAAGCAUGGUCCAUCCUGGUUGGCGCACCCGCAGCAGUCCUGGCCGAUUUCGAAUCCGUCUACCGUCGCAGAAGAAAUUCUGGAAGGAAAAAACGUCGUUGUGUCCGUCCAAACGACGCCCAGCAUCAACCCAUGGUUCCUUCGGUGGUCGUCAUACAAUCGCUUGCUCCAUACAAUCGGAUACUGCCUGCGUUUUGCUGAUAAAACUCGAUCAAAGACCAGAACCCAGCCACUUGCAACCCCUCCAGAGAACGAACUCAGCCGGCAGUCGCUUACCGUCAAGGAACUUGCCAAUGCCAAUGCCCUUCUAGUCCGCUUUGCCCAGCAGGAUGCCUUUCGUGAAGAAACCAGGGAGCUUCAGCGAGGAAAUCCAGUUCCAAAAAGCUCACCAGUGCGUCGUCUAUUCCCGUUCAUAGACCCAGAGAGAAUCUUGCGAGUUGGAGGUCGGCUUAAUCUUUCUCAGCUUCCCUACCAAUCAAAACACCCUGCCCUCCUCCCAAAGAACCAUCCGUUUACUCGGCUAAUCGGCGAGCACUACCAUCGGAAACUUGUCCACGGCGGCGGGCGUCUCCUUUUGUCCACGAUUCGCGAAGAGUACUGGCCCCUGAAUGGUCGUCAGUUGGUCAAAGGCAUCGUACGAAACUGCUUCCGUUGCUCCCGGCAGCAUCCGAUACCCGAACAGCAGCAAAUUGGUCAGCUACCUGCUUCGAGGAUCAUUCCAAGUCGUCCGUUCUCCAACACAGGCGUGGAUUAUGCUGGUCCGUUGUACAUAAAGCCUAUUCACAAGCGCGCCGCGCCCGCAAAAGCUUACCUGUGCGUAUUUGUAUGCUUCGUGACAAAGGCCGUUCAUUUGGAAUUGGUUGGGGACCUUUCCACCCAAGGAUUUCUAGCGGCUUUGCGACGGUUCACCUCAAGGCGGGGAGUCCCAACCCACCUAUAUUCCGAUAAUGGGAAAAAUUUCGAAGGAGCAAAGCGCGAACUGGCCGAGCUAUUCGUCAGAUUUAAGAGCAACAACGAGCAGAGCAUAAUCGCUUCAGCUUGCUCCGAGCAAGGGAUAAUGUGGCACUUGACUCCUCCCAAGGCACCACACUUCGGUGGCCUAUGGGAAGCAGCGGUCAAGACUGCCAAGCGGCAUUUAUUUCGUCAAUUAGGAAGUACACGUCUCACUUUCGAAGCUUACUACACAAUCCUACAUCAAAUCGAAGCCGUGAUGAACUCUCGUCCUCUGCUCCCGAUGUCCGACGAUCCAAACGAUCUUGCUGCACUGACGCCGGCACAUUUCCUCAUCGGAUCGUCUCUUCAAGCCCUGCCCGACCCAGACCUCCAGCACACAUCGGUGGGCACCCUCGAUUACCUCCAAAAGCUCCAGCAACACAUCCAGAAAUUUUGGAGUCACUGGCGGUUGGAGUACCUGCAGGAGUUACUGAAGGACACCAAGCUUGCUGCACGAAACGACGAUAUUCAACCCGGACGAAUGGUCAUCUUAAUCGAUGAAAUGUUGCCGACGACCCGUUGGCCACUUGCCCGCAUUACGGAGGUGCACCCUGGAAGCGAUAAAUUAAAUCGAGUUGUUAGCCUACGAACUGCGAAGGGCAUCAUCAAGAGGCCAAUCACCAAAAUUUGUCUGCUGCCGCAUUCAGAACCGAUUCCCGAAGAAGAACGACGCGAUGAUCCCACCGCUGAUCCGCAUUCCAGCUCAUCAGGAGGAAUUCUCACCUAG